ACCUCUACUAAAUAUAGGCCAUGAUUACUGGCAGCUAUAUUAUAUGCUAUUUUAAAUUAAAAUGAUGACAAAUUAUUUUAUUCGUUUUUCGUUUGUUACGAUGUUGUCAAAAUCGGAAUGUCUGAAGACUGUCAUACAGUAAAUUGAAAUCAAUGGAGACGGUUUUACAGUGGAGUAAAAUAAAAUAUAAUGGCUCCAAUACGUUACAGUCUUCAUUAUGAAGAUUAUUCGGAACACUUAAUGUCCAGAUUUGGUAAAUUGCUACAAAUGCAAUCUUUAGUGGACAUGACACUAAUGUGUAGCUCACACACUUUGCGUGUUCACAAAGCGGUCCUUGCAGCCAGUAGUGCUUAUUUUCAGGAAGUUCUGCAGAAACAGAAUGGCGAGCCGUUGAUCAUAUUGAAAAUGAGAUUUAGCGUUCUCAAAUCGCUGGUAGAAUUUAUGUAUUGUGGCAAAACUCAAUGCUUGGAAGAAAACUUAGAUGAACUAGUGUCGGCAGCACAAUUUCUAAAAAUCAAAGGUCUCUCGAAGGUCACGAAAGAAGGACUGGGCAUUAACAAUCACAGCGAGCUCCCGGUGUUUACGCCUCCGGUUGUCAUCAAUCGCCCGCCGCAGUCUCUCAUAGAUAUGCAUACACAGGAUAGCAGUGACCCCAAGCACCUUUCUACACCUAACACCGGUCAGCCAGUGGACAGCAUGGGACGUCCAAAUAAGGAUAUGGUGGUUCGUAUACCGUUCGACAUCGAAAACGGCAGCAACGCGCCUGGUGGCAUGGACUAUGGAGACACCCCGCGCUCCAUCAAGCCGCGCCGAGGUCGGCCUAGUGUGAGACGCACCGGGGGCUGGGAGAGCUCCGGGCCGCUGGGCCGCGCCGCGGAGCGCGCGCUGCUGCGCCGCGAGCAGGACUCUCGCAAGGCCAUCCACCAGCUCAAGCACUUGCAGACCAGGCACAUGCAGGACUACAUGGACAGGGUGACGCUAUCCCAAGCGGUUAACAGUAUCUGUGGCCCCGAAUCCACCAGCGCUCACAACUACAUGGGCGUCGACAACGACCUCAUGUACAUGGACCAAACUGUCUCCUCCAACGUACUAGAUCCCGCCAUCUCCUACCCUGAAGACCACCCCAUGCGGUCCGAGGGCAUGUCCUCCUACGCCAACACUGCGACCACGAGCUCUGCCAACGAUUCCAGCAGCAACAUCAGCAAUGCCAUGUCCCAAUACGUUGAUGCCCUAAAAAGUGCUGGACUUCCCACCGAUCUACCCAUACUCUUCGAGUCAGGAGACGGAUCCUACAUCAACGUUAACGAACAAGUUCUUCUCGACAUGGUCCAGAGCAGCGAGAUUCAAUAUGAAGUUAUCGAGCAGCCUAACAUCAUUGAAAAGGUUGCUGAUCCUAGCGAAAUUAAAAGCAUUGAUGAUUUAUCAAAAUCUAUAGAGAGAGGAGAAUUGAUGUCCGGAAAUAAGAGUUAUUCGGGAACAGAGUUUGAUAAAGAUGGUGUACAAUUCAGCAACCACGAAGAUUCUAUAAACAGUCUGAACGCGAUUCUGCCAGAUAAUUUAGACUCAUUUAGCGAUCAACAAAAUUAUGUCGUUCUAGAUCAACGAAUGCAAAACAAUAAUUCUAUUGACCAUGAUCCGACACACGAUUUUUCGGGGAUCGAGGGAGACAUGCAAUUUUUCACUAAAUCAAUGAGUGAUGAUGUCAAGAAAUAUUAUCAAGAACAACACCUCAACGAUACGAGAGCAAUGGAACAGCUGUGUCCGACCAGCACUGCUCUGGACACUAGUUUUAGCAUGUCCCUACUUGAUACUAAAACCUCUCACUUGGACGAAAAUAUGAGUCAACAAUUUAAUUUGCAAGAGGACUUAAGAAGAAAUGAAGACUGUUACGACUUCAGCCUUCAGCUUCCUCAAGCCAGCGACUUUAAAGAUGACGGCUUGGAUUGCCUAAUGUCCACUCCGAAACAGACUCUCGAUAAUAGUGCUUUCGACAUCAACGGUCAAUUAGAAAAACCAUGUCCAGGGAGAGACGAAAUUAUGAAUGAUCUAAUGAAUAUUGAAAAGAAUAUGGGCGUCGAUGCGUUAAAUGAUGUUAGCAAUGCUUUUUCGAAAGAAACAGAGGGGAAAGAGGAGACUGGAGAAAACACUCGACCUCCAGACGAUAUUACAGCCAGUAUUACCUCAAGUGGUUUACAAUGGGAUGAUAAUAUUGACAUGAAUGCUCAAGAAACUGAAAAUCAUGUUGACAACAGCGAAUCAAAAACCAAUGAUAAUCAUGAACUAACAGAGUCGGGAUAUAAUGAUUCUGUUAUUGAUCUCACGGCGCCAUCAACAUCUGAAUGGGAAGAUAAGAAUGAAAUCGACAUGUCUAAUAAAGAAAAUGAACCCAACAAUGAACCUGCUGUAGACUCUACAUUAGAUGACGAUAUUCCAUUCGCUGUGGGUCUUCUGCCCUUGAAACAUGUUCAGCCCAUAGAAGACAGCACGUUAAAGAGGAAAUCUUUAGAUGGAGAUUCUUCACUUAAUGUGGAUGCCAACUGUUUAAAACGUAAAGUAAAAUAUAAGAAAUUACAAUAGUUAUUAGAUAUAGUUUUUAUAUUAAUACAUAACUGAA
Molecule: messenger RNA, 2614 nt
Organism: Leguminivora glycinivorella
Lineage: Eukaryota; Metazoa; Arthropoda; Insecta; Lepidoptera; Tortricidae
Exons: 8
Coding region: 190-2577 (795 amino acids)
Biological process (GO): regulation of transcription by RNA polymerase II
Cellular component (GO): nucleus
Molecular function (GO): protein binding
Source: RefSeq, a predicted model, not a curated record